Messenger RNA from Carica papaya (papaya), 571 nucleotides. The record is from RefSeq and is a predicted model, not a curated record. NCBI's taxonomy places the organism in Eukaryota, Viridiplantae, Streptophyta, Magnoliopsida, Brassicales, Caricaceae.
UUGCAGGAGAUUGUCUUAAUGCAGGUGUUGAAUUUUGAGAUUGGUACAUCUAAAAUUGCUUUUAUUUUCCUUGAAGAGCUCUAUAUUCAGUUAAAGGGAAUGGCAAAGAUUGGGGAAAUCUUGAGCUUUGAGGUCUGCAUGGAUCUGAUGGAUCUUCUUUAUGAAAAGGAGAAGACAGCUAUUCUUUAUAGUUCUCCUCAUUCUCUAGCUGCAUCUAUUUUGGUAGCAUCAUAUGUGAUAACGGUGCCUAGACAGGAGUUGGAAUUCCCAGUUCUUCCUUGGGUGAAAUUUGUAACCUCGUGCAAAGAAGAGGAAAUUGUGGAAAUUGUGAGGAACAUUCUCGAGCAUGUAUUUGAACCUUGUUGCUAAAUAUUCUGAAGAAAGCUAUUGUUGGCAAGUAUUCUCCACUUCAUUGAAUAAAGGUAUAUUUUUUGGUGAACGCAAUUUAUAAUCUGCAGGUUUUUACAUUACAAAGUAUCGUCUGUUAAUUUGGAAAGAUCCGGAAAUGACAAGGAAAUCCUGGAAAAGGGUUGGUGGGAUCCAUCUCCUUAAAUUUAAAAAAAAAAAAAAA